This is a messenger RNA of Tetranychus urticae (two-spotted spider mite), 1549 nucleotides long. It is a transcript of the gene Galt, whose product is annotated as Galactose-1-phosphate uridylyltransferase. Gene Ontology annotation, biological process: beta-D-galactose catabolic process via UDP-galactose, Leloir pathway. NCBI's taxonomy places the organism in Eukaryota, Metazoa, Arthropoda, Arachnida, Trombidiformes, Tetranychidae. The record is from RefSeq and is a predicted model, not a curated record. Gene Ontology annotation, cellular component: cytoplasm. Gene Ontology annotation, molecular function: zinc ion binding; UDP-glucose:hexose-1-phosphate uridylyltransferase activity.
GAUCAUCAACUAAUCACUUGACAUUCAUAAUUUUUUGCCAACCACUUUCCUUUUUAAUUGUUAUUCACCUAAUUACUUCUUAACCGUGUUAGUACAGAUAAAUAUAACAAUUUUAAUUUGCUAGUCAGGUAUGGAACAAUUUGUUGCUUCAGAGCAUCAACAUAUCCGUUACAAUCCUUUAAUUGAAGAGUGGAUUUUAGUUUCACCUCAUCGAGCCAAGAGACCUUGGAGUGGACAAUUGGAGAAACGUGAAGAUAAACCAGUCCCUGAGCAUGAUGAAAAGAAUCCACUUUGUCCAGGAUCAAUUAGAUCAAGUGGUCAACGGAAUCCAAAUUAUACAUCAACCUUUGUUUUUGACAAUGAUUUCCCUGCUUUACUAGAGUCUGUUCCUAGUCCUGGUGAGAGCAAAAAUUUCUUUUUCCAAUCGAAAGCAGCUGAGGGUAAAUGUAAAGUUAUUUGUUUUCACCCAAAAUCAAAUAUAACAUUACCCUUAAUGGAGAUUAAUGAGAUUGUCUCGGUUAUCAAGGUUUGGAUUGAUGAAAGUCAAACCCUUGGUAAAAAGUUCACUUGGGUUCAAAUAUUUGAAAACAAGGGUGAAAUGAUGGGCUGUUCCAAUCCUCACCCACACUGUCAAAUUUGGGCCUCGUCUUACAUACCUAAUGAACCAAGUAAGAAAGAUAGAUCACAAAAAUCUUACUACUCGAAGACUGGUAGACCAAUGUUAAUGGAUUAUCUCAAGGAAGAGUUAACCUCAGGAGAACGUCUUGUCAUCCAAAAUAAUCAUUGGGCUGUUGUGGUUCCUUACUGGGCAAUCUGGCCCUACGAAACGAUGAUUUUACCCAAGAAACAUGUGAGACGACUAGAAGACUUAGACGAAGACCAAAUUGUUGAUUUAGCUGAUAUAAUGAAAAGACUCACUACUCGUUAUGAUAAUCUAUUUCAAGUAUCUUUUCCCUACUCAAUGGGUUGGCAUGGUGCACCAACUGGUGAAUAUUGUGAUCAAAAUGUUGACUAUUGGACUCUCCACGCCGUCUAUUAUCCACCUCUACUUCGUUCUGCGACUAUUAAGAAGUUCAUGGUUGGAUAUGAAAUGUUGGCACAACCACAGAGAGACAUAACAGCUGAACAGGCAGCUGAAACAUUGAGCAAACUUUCUGAAAGACAUUACAAGCUGACUGAUUGAUCAAUCGUUUCAAUGAACUGAAUUUUUUUACAAUCAAUUUUUUCACAAUUACCAAACACCUUAUUUUGCUAUCUAUAUGGUCAAAUACAUUUUAUCACGGAUUGGACUUGAUUCAAAAGAUUGGCGCAAUUGUCGAACCAGUAUUGAAGACCAAAAAUAGUUCAAUUAAAAAGCAACUAUUAUAAUAUAAUAUCAAAGUACAAUAGACAUUUUAUAAAUGAUAAGAUUCCUCCCAUUACAAUCAAUCAAAAGGAUAUAAAAAUAUCAAGGGAGAGAGAGACAUUUGUCAUUAUAAAUACAUGUGUAUAUUAGGUUUGAUAUGGAUGAAUUAAUUGAGAAUUAAAGUGACAUAGAAUUGUGUUUGUA